Messenger RNA from Lingula anatina, 3992 nucleotides. RefSeq lists its product as uncharacterized. The record is from RefSeq and is a predicted model, not a curated record. Lineage: Eukaryota; Metazoa; Brachiopoda; Lingulata; Lingulida; Lingulidae.
CAUUAUUUGACCUAAAUACGUAAUUGGGCCAUUGAGAAGAACACGGAAAUCGUGCAAUGUCUCCUCUUUUGUAGGUGAACCAAAAGCAUGAAGAAUUUUGCCAAACUGAGCAGUUUGUUAAUACAGUUAGGAACGGAAGCUCUGCAAUGUUUCUUUGUCCAGCACAUUCUCCAGGGGUUAACAUUGAAGCAGUUUCUGACAGCCAAUGCAAAGUUGUUAACAGGUUUUUACAAACCCCAAAGAGGACAAAGACGUCUUCUGGCCCACCCUCAGUACACAUUACUGUUUCCACCAGGUGCCGCCGAUCCAGAUAUCAAUACAUUUGACAUUACUUUGCUGUUCUUUUUAUUGCGACAAUUUUAUGAUCCAAAUAAUUAUUCCCCAAGGUGGAAAGGUUGGGAUAACCCACUGGUGGCGCACUCUAGUGGUGUUCCUCAACACCUGCAAGAUGCAGUGACAAUUAAACAUCAAAGAAACAAGAUAGCACAUCCCCAAACCACUGACAUUUCAGAUGCUGACUUUGACAACAUUUGGCAGACUGUUUCUGAUGCUGUUGUACGUUUAGGAGUCUGUCAGGAAAAAGUAGAUGAGCUGAAGAUAUCUUCAAUUGACCCUGAACAUGAGGAGGCAUACCAUAACGAAUUAAGACGACAGUAUCUUGAAGAAAAAGAACUGAAAGAAAUACUAGUGGAUAAAUUUGCUGAACUUUCCAAUCUUAUGAAGGAGAAAAAUUGCCUGUUUGAGUCAUCUUUCCAAUAUUCAUCCUUAAAUACAAGAUUUUUAUCCCAUGAGUCCGUGGAUCAUCAAGAACUUGUAGACACAGUUCAGAGUGAACUGAAGGACUGGUACCUGACCUCGACCACCAAGCUCAACCCUAUUCCAUGGUGUGAGGAAUUCAAUUCACUGCAUGUCGCUGAUGUUUUCACCAAUUUGGAAAUCUACAAAAGUUCCGAAAAUGUUCAGCUGGAAGACAUUUUCCGAGGCCCAACUGGGAAGGUUCCAAAGCGCCUAGUUGUAAGCGGCUCGCCUGGCUCGGGAAAGACAACCCUGUGUAGAAAACUGGCCUACGACUGGGCAAACCACGAUGCAAAACCAUACCAACUACAUGAAUUUCAGUUCCUGUUUCUUAUUGAAGCCAGGCACCUGAUAGGAAAGAUAGAAGAUGCUCUAUUUCAAGACCUUCUGCCGUCUGACGUUGUUAUGGACAAAGAUGCAUUUUUCAGAUAUCUUUCUUCCAAUCAAAGUAAAAUCCUGUUCAUUAUCGAUGGUUAUGAUGAGCUAAAGGAUGUCCGAUCCACAAACCUGAAGCAACUUAUAACGAAGAGGAUUUUCCGUCACAGCAGUGUCUUAAUAACAACCAGGCCUGAGUGCUUGCAAGAAUUGCUACAAUAUUCUGAAAAGCACAUGGUGAACAAAGGUUUCACAACAGAAAAUGCAAAACACUUUGUAAGGAAGUACUUUCCAGAGAAAGAGGGUCCUUUCAUAGAAAAGGUGUUCAGUUUUCUGGACACAAAUCGGUUUGUGAAAGAACUGGUCACUACUCCCUUGAACGUGGUUCUGUUAUGUAUCAUAUGGGAGGAUCAGGACUGUAAAGUGCCCGAUUCCAUGACUGAACUUUACCAGGAAAUAGUCUACUGUAUAGCUCGUCGGUAUUGCAGUAAACAUAACAUUCAGAUGCAUGGCAGUGACUUGCCUCAGGAAGUCCAGAGGUCCAUUUCCGAUGUUUGCCGGCUGGCCUACGAGGGCAUCCGUCAGAAUAUCUUAGGGUUUGAUGUCACAGAACUUGAUCGUUUGGGCGUAGGCACCGAUGCGAAGUCAUUAGGGUUUUUGAACAAAGAAUUAUCUGUAGCUCGUGUGCGUCGCACAGAGAUGUACAGCUUCCCUCACAAGUCUGUGCAAGAGUUUCUAGCUGCUAGCUGGAUACUUACACGCCCAUUAGCCGACUUCUUCUCCCAGCUGGAUGUUCCUCUGGCUAGGCGUAUCCUAAACAUACUCAUAUUUAUGGGUGGCCUCUAUGCCAAGCGGGGAGAUGAAGAAAACGCCAGAUCCCUCGUGAAGAUUUUGGUCGAUGAUUUUCCCGUAGAUUGGAAGUGGGAAGUGUUAGAAGAAAUGUACCAUGUAAACGUUCCUGUUGCUCUGUCGGGGUGCUUGCCUUGGAAGAUCACUUUAAAUCCCGAGUCUUCUUUCACGAAGGAACGAAUGACUCAGUGUUUGAUAUCACAUGAUGCCUUGAACCCUAAAAUAUUGAUAAUUGACGGUUCUGUUCGCAGGCAUUUUUCAGGAUUGACCCAACUGCUCAGAACUAAGCAAGAGGUCCCGUACUUAAAGUCAUUAUAUGUGAAAUUAACGCCAAAUUUAAAGGGUCUGGGAACAAUGGGAAGCACGUUCAACAUACCUUGCCCUCUUGGUAUUAAGACGAUGGUCCUGUCUCUGAAAUACCUCCGAAGUGUUGGAGUCAUUUCCUCAUUUGAUAGAAUGAGUUCAACAAGCACUUCUACUUUGGAGCAACUUUGUGUUCACGAAGAACCCGAAUCGACAGGCUGGGGAGUUGCAGUCCCUGGCCUUAAGAGUCCGGUCACGGAGAAUUUGGCGCACUUGUCCUUGGCAAAUAUACGCAUGAAUGACGCAGAGCUUGUGGGUCUCUUAGAGUCCGGACUGCGUGAAAGCCAUCACCUCGUUUGGCUGGAUCUGUCGCGGAACCGACUCUCUCUGACUGGUGUCCGCGAAGCUAUACAUUGUCCUUGGUUUAGAAAUCUGGUUUGCUUUGAUGUUUCUCGCAAUAAUGCAGAUGUUUGGGAUAUUUGGGGGAGUCUCUUGCAUUCUGGCAAUCUUGAGAAGACGUCACCUUUGUUGUAUUUAGGUCUGGCAGGCAACGGUGCUGUUAACCCAUGUCACAUGAAGAAGAUGUUGAGCGAUCUCUCCAAGAGCAGCAUUGUAGAACUCCACGUGCAUGCAGUAGUCGAUAGGCAAGUUUUCACGCGCUAUGAUCUAGGGUUGCGAUACCUUUGUAUAUGCAAAGUUGGCCAAAAGAGCCUUCCGUUGUGUCUGAAAGUAAACGUCCAGGUCCCCGACAGCAAUUAUGCUGACGAGAUUAGGGAGAGUAGUGACGAUCAUUUCAACACUAGAUCGAUGCAGCAGCCCAAUAGUUUGUGCCCAGUUUGCACUGGGAAGAGGUACGAGGACGAUGGCUAUGUAGCUGUGAGAGAUGUCUGCAAUGAGGUGAAGGCAGGUCAUGUCACAGAUCGAAGAAUAUUUACCAUUACUUAAAAGGAAAACCAUCUGGAUUAUACUGUAUGUCGGUGAUACUUCAUUUGAAUGAGCCACCCAGGUAUUACCGUGGCAUUAUCUCUUACAUACAAUCUGUUGCUACAUGGCCAGUUUUGUCAAGAAGUACGUCCUUUGUUUAUUUUUGAAAGUAAGUUAAGAACCAGCUGACAAUGCUUGAGUACUUUAGUUUAGGCAUUGGGACAAUCCAGUGGAAAUUACUUACACUAACGGCAGGGGAAUUUGAUAUUGAUAUACGUAUUCUUUUUGAAGGGAUGCCCAAAACCUGUUGCAAAUUAUUUAAUUGACCUCAAUUUACUGAAAUCUCUAGACUGACGCCAAGCUACUCCGGUAACUUGAUAUUUGAUAACAGUACAGCUUGCAUUUGAUAAAAAAUUUCAGUUAGUUAUAUUGCAAUUUUUUUGCAUUUUACAAAAAUGAAUGAAUAAAGCGCUCAACUCCGUGUAUUUUGUAAUACAUACAUUUACAUCGUAUAUGUUUUAUAGUAAGAUGUGUAUCUGGGAUAUAUUUAUAUGGACUAACUUUUAUUGCCAAAUAAAUUUUAAUAACAUUUAUCUUAUAUGUUUUAUAUAAGCUGUGUAUCUCGGAGUUAUUUAUUGGACUAAAUAAAUUUUAACUGCAAUUAACAAAACCGUGAAGUGUUUCUUUUUUACGUUAACUAUCUAUAAUUACUACGGUACACAUGUUGCUAGAGCGAUAUACAUGAA